AUCCCUCAGUUUGUCCUGUUCGAUGAUCAGCCGCAAAGCCAGCGCAAGAUGAUUGCUUGUACCCAGCCUCGCCGAGUGGCUGCUAUGUCAGUAGCGCAACGUGUGGCUGCUGAGUUGGAUGUCAAGCUCGGAGAAGAAGUGGGUUAUAGUAUCCGUUUUGAGGACAUGACAGGCCCCAAGACAUGUCUUAAGUAUAUGACGGAUGGUAUGCUACUGAGGGAAGCCAUGAACGACCACAACUUAAAUCGGAAGUCGUACAGCGGCGACCAGAUUUGAAGAUCAUCAUCAUGUCUGCUACUCUUGAUGCCCAAAAGUUCCAGCGCUACUUCAACGAUGCCCCUCUCCUUGCAGUUCCUGGUCGUACUCACCCAGUUGAGAUUUUUUACACCCCCGAGCCUGAGCAGGAUUAUGUGGAGGCCGCCAUUCGCACGGUCCUACAGAUCCACGCUACAGAGGACGAAGGCGAUAUACUUCUAUUCUUGACUGGUGAGGAAGAGAUUGAGGAUGCUGCACGAAAAAUUACACUAGAAGGAGAUGAGAUGGUGAGAGAAGCCGAUGCUGGCCCCUUGAAAGUCUACACACUGUACGGCAGUCUUCCUCCGCACAUGCAGCAACGCAUCUUCGACCCGGCACCACCUCCUCGCCGCCCUGGAGGUCGUCCCGGUAGGAAGGUCAUUGUUUCCACUAACAUUGCCGAAACUUCGCUUACAAUUGAUGGUAUCGUCUACGUCGUGGAUCCUGGUUUCUCCAAGCAAAAGAUCUAUAACCCUCGCAUUCGAGUCGAGUCCCUCCUAGUGUCGCCCAUCUCUAAAGCCUCUGCACAGCAAAGAGCAGGUCGUGCAGGUCGUACGCGUCCCGGAAAAUGCUUUCGUCUUUACACGGAAGCUGCUUUCAAGAAAGAAUUGAUUGAUCAGACGUAUCCUGAAAUUUUACGGUCCAACCUCUCAUCGACUGUGCUAGAGUUGAAGAAACUUGGAAUUGACGAUCUUGUUCACUUCGACUUGAUGGACCCUCCAGCCCCAGAAACGCUUAUGAGAGCCCUUGAAGAACUUAAUUACUUAGCAUGUCUUGAUGAUGAUGGCAACCUAACUCAGCUUGGACGCCUUGCCUCAGAGUUCCCUCUUGAUCCUGUGCUUGCCGUCAUGCUGAUCAGCUCGCCUGAAUUCUAUUGUUCGAAUGAAAUUCUUUCGAUUACGGCCUUGCUUUCGGUUCCUCAGGUGUUUGUGAGACCCGCAUCUCAGCGAAAGCGGGCGGAUGAGAUGAAGAAUCUUUUUUCGCACCCUGAUGGUGACCACCUUACUCUCCUCAAUGUAUACCAUGCUUUCAAGGGCCCAGAGGCGCAAGAAAAUCUGAAACAGUGGUGCCAUGACCAUUUCCUUUCCCUGCGAUCCCUCCAGUCAGCAGAUAAUGUGCGCAUGCAGCUCCUGCGGAUCAUGGAACGUGAGGAACUAGAGAUGAUCUCGACACCAUUUGAGGACAAGAAGUACUAUGAAAAUAUCCGGCGCGCUCUGUGCGCAGGAUUCUUUAUGCAGGUCGCGAAGAAGGAGUCGUCAGGCAAGAGCAAGUACACGACCAUCAAGGACAACCAGAACGUCCUCUUGCACCCGUCGACCGUCCUAGGCCAUGAUGCCGAAUGGGUUCUGUACAAUGAAUUUGUGCUUACGACGAAGAACUACAUCAGAACUAUAACAGCAGUUAAGCCCGAGUGGCUCAUUGAUAUUGCACCUACUUAUUAUGAUAUCUCUGGUUUCCCUAAGGGCGAAAUCCGCUCUGCAUUGCUCCGUGCCGCAGAGAGGUUGUCUCGUAAGGAGAAAAUGCGUGCCGAUCCCGGCCGGAGACGUUGAUUUGUCCUAAAUUCUAUGUCUGUAGACAGUUCAUCAUUCUUCUUGCUAUGUUUCUUUUUCUGGGCGUUGAUCUAAAGAAAUGCUCUUUUCCCGUAUCUAAACCGCCGUGGAGUUUAGUUGUGUGCACUUCCUAUUCUGAUGGGAUGCAGUUAGACUUGGUUACCCACAGUGUCCUUAAUGUUAUAGAGAGGACCGCUGCAGACAGAUAUCCCUGCGUCUUAUGAAAAUAAAAAGAUUGAAUUUGUCCGGCGUAUGUUUCGUAAUAAAAGCUAUUUUAUAUCAGUCUACAUUUCUAAAU
Messenger RNA from Aspergillus alliaceus, 2142 nucleotides. Its product is annotated as P-loop containing nucleoside triphosphate hydrolase protein. The transcript is spliced from 3 exons. NCBI's taxonomy places the organism in Eukaryota, Fungi, Ascomycota, Eurotiomycetes, Eurotiales, Aspergillaceae. Bases 288 to 1844 code for a protein of 518 amino acids. The record is from RefSeq and is a predicted model, not a curated record. Gene Ontology annotation, molecular function: RNA binding. Gene Ontology annotation, cellular component: intracellular anatomical structure; spliceosomal complex.